This is a messenger RNA of Cooperia oncophora, 1416 nucleotides long. The record is from the annotation of a GenBank genome assembly. Lineage: Eukaryota; Metazoa; Nematoda; Chromadorea; Rhabditida; Trichostrongylidae.
AUGCAGCGCGUACAGCGCAUGGGUCGAGUUACGUCGGAUGCACCUCCGAGGUUCUCCCCGUUGACCGCACCAACCCCUGGCAUUGGUGUGAGUACAUACAAGUCAAGAGAAGGAACCAUUGGGGAAAAAGUGAGCACCAUAAGUCGUUAUUCUCGUCCUAAUACGCAACCAUCAGCACUUGCGACAUCGACACCUGUUAAUUCUCCCUUGGGUACGGGAUUUUCUCAAAAACAACCUGAUGUACCAAACCUUGAUGAUUCCUUCGUAAGCACCAUUACAACUGCCAGCCAGCUUCACGAUGCUCACGAGGAAUACAAACGACAGAUCGCUAAAUUGAACCAUCAAAUCCGUGUCCAAGAAGAACAAAUAGAAAUGACGCUCAAAGUGCUGGCAUUGGCGCGAAAGAAGCAGAAAUCAAUGCAAGAGCUGUCGGCACAGCGUACUCUCCUGCUGGCACGUGAGCGUCUGGAACUUUUACGAUGUGAGGUUAAUCGAAUCUCGGCUCUCGCAGCCGUACGCAAUCCGCCUCCUCCUGUCAGCCGAGAUCUACGGGGUACGAUGACAAUCUCGAAUAUCACAGUGCAUCUGAAUCGAAGUUUCUGUCAGCGGCAGUAUGAUCAAGAUGCAUCUUAUGCGCUUCUGAUUCUUCUCAAGUGUGGCGCAGAAGUGGAAGCGACUGGUCCGAUUUCCUUACUAGCACAUCAGCCAGUUCGCAUUCGCCAGUUGACGUUUGCUGAACAUGUUCAGUUUUCAAACCUCCCAGUGGAUUUCAAUGUUGUCGUGGAGGUUUAUGCAAUGAAGUUGCCCACCGCCAAGCAAAUGGAACAGUCAUGUGCCACGAACAUUGCAAACAAAUGUCGCAAUCUACUCAAUCCGGCUUUGACACAUCGUCCAUACCGUAACGAUCCUCAUGCGUCCGAGUUUUUCCGCUGUGGCUACAUAAUCCUCAACAGAGAUACAGUUGGUGCCAAUAAGUUCUAUCUGGAUGAAGCGGAAUAUCCACUGGAAGGCAUAAUUGAAGUGUACGCACGCUGCACCACACUUCCUCCAGCCAUCGAGGUUGACAAUAGAGGAUUUUUGACAAUGUAUCAAACGGUGAGCGGUAUGGCAUCAUGGGAGCGCUACUGGGCGGUACUGAGACGUGGUAUGGUCUACUUCUGGCGCUAUCCUGACGACGAAUCGCAAGAUAAGCGUCCGGUAGCAUUUAUGGAUUUGAGCAAAUGCACCAAUGACGAGGUUGUGGCAUGUAAUCCAGAGCAGUGCCCACGUGAGAAUUCGUUCAGUAUUGAUAUGUUGGUCUCCACGACACCUUCAAUGAUGGAAAAGAAGCGUGUACUGCUGUCUGCUGAUUCCAACGAACUCCUUCAUGCAUGGCUACAAGCAUUGAAUGAAACCUUGUCGGUGCUAAGGGGAUAA